This is a messenger RNA of Penicillium alfredii, 1350 nucleotides long. Its product is annotated as glycoside hydrolase family 18 protein. The transcript has 7 exons. Lineage: Eukaryota; Fungi; Ascomycota; Eurotiomycetes; Eurotiales; Aspergillaceae. The coding region runs from base 1 to 1350 and encodes 449 amino acids. The record is from RefSeq and is a predicted model, not a curated record. Gene Ontology annotation, biological process: carbohydrate metabolic process.
AUGACCUACGACAUCCACGGACUAUGGGACCAGAAGAAUCUCUGGACGGGCCCCUAUGUAAAGGGCCAUACAAACCUGACUGAGAUUGAGGAGGGAUUCGACUUGCUAUGGAGAAAUAGCGUCAGCCCUAACAAGGUCGUCAUGGGGGUUGGCUUCUACGGAAGGUCAUUCACCAUGUCCGAUGUGUCCUGCUCAACACCUCCAUCGUGUAGGUUUGACAGUGCGGGAUUUUCCGGGGAAUGCACUGGCGAGCCUGGUGUUUUGUCGUACUCCGAGGUAAUGAGCCGCCAAAGCCAACUGGGGUCCAGGACAUCGUAUGACAAGAAGUCAUCAGUAAAAUGGAUGGUAUACGGUUCCAACCAGUGGAUUUCCUUCGACGACAGUGAGUCGUUCGAGGCUAAGAAAUACCUGUUCUCGCGCUGCCUCAAAGGCUUGAUGAUCUGGUCCAUGGAUCUCGACACGCAGGACCAUCAAGCCAUGACGGGUCUGUUUGGCGAGGAAGCCAUGGAGGGUGCGCUACGACACACGGGGCUGGACGCCCAAGAAGCGGAGCGGCUUGCCUUUGACCUGUAUGCAAGGGCGGCUACGCGGCAGUCGAAGUUGCACACGCGCCCAUCCAAAAGAAUCGUGAUUUCCCCAUGGAGGGAGAAUGUGAAAACAGCUCAUGGCGAUCCAUCUGCUGCCCGACUAAGGCUCUUCCGCGCAACUGCGAGUGGGUCGGAGCUCCUGAGCGCUCGGUCUUUGGCUGUACGCGUGGCUGUGCUCUGCUAUGAUAGCACCGAGAUCCUACAGAAGUGUCAUUGGAGCAACUGCUGUUGGGUUUCCACUGAAAUGGUUCCUGAUAAAGACCUCUGCGGUGAUAAUGAGGUCGCAACAACGCGGCGAUACAAUAAUGGUCAAGGGAGCCCCUGCGGUUUAGAACAAGGACCCAACUCGUAUCGUCAGCCCUCUCAAGCAUUCUGCUGUCCUAAAAACGACAAAUUCGAAAAAUGCGUCUGGAGAAGAGAUGAGCUAGGCUGCAAGCCAGCACAGUGCGCCAAAGAUAAACUGCAAAUCACAUCAGCUCUACUCCCGUCAUGGAAAAAAGAAGACUAUAAGGUGAUUUCACGAGAGUGUAUUGGGACCCCCGGGUAUCCGAUCCCGCCGAUGAGAAUGCCCCAAUACCCACUGUGCUGCGAGCCUCCUUCUCGGUACGGCAAGAAAGGGCCCGUCGAGCCUAGUUAUCUUUGGAGCCACUGCUACGACUCCAAGGAUGACGAUGUCACUUGGGAGUUCAGCGACAACUUUGGUAAUAACAACAAAGACACGAUGCCGGGAGUCAUGGAAGAUGACCCCGGCACCGAUCCCUAG